Molecule: messenger RNA, 1782 nt
Organism: Glycine soja
Lineage: Eukaryota; Viridiplantae; Streptophyta; Magnoliopsida; Fabales; Fabaceae
Product: cytochrome P450 71A26-like
Exons: 2
Coding region: 24-1577 (517 amino acids)
Molecular function (GO): monooxygenase activity; heme binding; oxidoreductase activity, acting on paired donors, with incorporation or reduction of molecular oxygen
Source: RefSeq, a predicted model, not a curated record
CACACUACUACAACUAAAACCCAAUGUCAACCUCUGAAAUGGUUGCUUUCAUCCCAUUAAUGGUUGCUUUCAGCCUCUUUGUUUUGUGUUCUUCUGUCCACAAUCACUUAUCAUCCAAAUGGAAUAAUAAUUCCAACACCGCAAUAGCCAACAAAACUACACAACUAUCUCUUCCAAAGCUUCCAAUAAUAGGAAAUCUCCAUCAACUUGGCACCCUCACUCACCGCACUCUCCAAUCCUUAGCUCAAAACAAUGGCCCUUUGAUGUUACUUCACUUUGGAAAAGUGCCAGUUCUUGUUGUCUCAACUGCUGAGGCUGCUCGUGAAGUUAUGAAAACACAUGACCUGGUUUUCUCCAACAGACCACAUCGUAAGAUGUUUGAUAUCCUCUUGUAUGGUUCCCAAGAUGUGGUAUCUUCUUCAUAUGGCCAUUUUUGGAGGGAGAUAAGGAGUAUCUGUGUCUUUCAUCUUCUCAGUGCCAAAAAGGUUCAAUCCUUUGGUGCAGUGAGAGAAGAGGAAAUCUCCAUAAUGAUGGAGGAUAUUAGGCAGUGUUGUUCUUCCUUGAUGCCUGUGAAUUUAACUGAUUUAUUUUUUAAACUCACCAAUGAUAUAGUGUGUAGAGCUGCUCUUGGAAGGAGGUACAGUGGAGAAGGUGGGAGUAAGCUUCGUGAGCCAUUGAACGUGAUGGUGGAGCUAUUGGGAGUUUCAGUCAUAGGGGACUUUAUACCUUGGCUUGAACGGUUGGGAAGAGUUAAUGGGAUAUAUGGCAAAGCUGAGAGAGCGUUUAAACAGCUUGAUGAGUUUUUUGAUGAAGUUGUUGAUGAGCAUCUUAGUAAGAGAGACAACGAUGGUGUUAAUGAUGAAGGUCACAAUGAUUUUGUGGACAUUUUGUUGAGGAUCCAAAGGACAAACGCAGUAGGACUUCAGAAUGAUAGAACCAUCAUAAAGGCUUUGAUCCUGGAUAUGUUUGGUGCAGGUACUGAUACUACCGCCUCAAUCUUAGGGUGGAUGAUGACAGAACUCUUAAAGCACCCAAUUGUGAUGCAGAAGCUACAAGCUGAGGUAAGGAAUGUGGUUGGAGAUAGAACUCACAUAACUAAGGAUGAUCUGAGUAGCAUGCAUUACUUGAAGGCAGUGAUUAAAGAAACUUUCCGUUUACACCCACCACUUCCCUUAUUGAUUCCAAGGGAAUCCAUUCAAGAUACCAAAGUGAUGGGCUAUGACAUUGGAAUUGGCACACAAAUAAUUGUUAAUGCUUGGGCAAUUGCAAGAGAUCCUUCAUAUUGGGACCAACCUGAAGAGUUUCAGCCAGAAAGGUUCUUAAAUAGUUCAAUAGAUGUCAAAGGACAUGAUUUUCAACUGAUCCCAUUUGGAGCAGGAAGGAGGAGUUGCCCAGGAUUAAUGUUUUCCAUGGCUAUGAUUGAGCUGGUAAUAGCAAACCUUGUUCACCAAUUUAAUUGGGAAAUACCCAGUGGAGUGGUGGGGGAUCAGACAAUGGACAUGACUGAAACUAUUGGGCUUUCCGUUCAUAGAAAAUUCCCUCUUGUGGCAGUAGCAUCUAUCCCUACAUAUAUAUGAAGUGAAUAAUUAAUGAUAAAAUAAUAACUUGGAAGGAAAAUGAAAUAAGGGAUUAUAAUCUCAAUAAUGUAUUAUCGAAAUAUUUUAUGGCCAAUAGUUCUUUUAAUUAUAAUGAUAGUUGAAUAAAUGUAUUGAUUGGUCUCUUUAGUUGUGGCUAUUCAAUACUUUGCAGCUACCAUUCAAUUGUAUCUAUACAGUGUUUAAU